This is a messenger RNA of Rhizophagus irregularis DAOM 181602=DAOM 197198, 1128 nucleotides long. RefSeq lists its product as uncharacterized. The record is from RefSeq and is a predicted model, not a curated record. Lineage: Eukaryota; Fungi; Glomeromycota; Glomeromycetes; Glomerales; Glomeraceae.
AAAAUGUUGAUCAAUUAAAAUUAAAUCAAAACAAUAUGUUAAAUAAUAUUAAUGAAAUAUUGUCAAAGGUACAACAACAUCCAGUUAAACCAAAUGUAUUUUCAACUAAAUCUCAUAAACGAAAAUUCAAGUCUGUUGAUGAUUUACUUGGGGAAAGUUCAGAAUCAGAAGCUGGAAAUAACAGCAAAUUGAACCCAUAUGAUUUAACUCCCACUCUUGUUGCUUUGGUUCGAAAUAAAAUGAAAGUAAAUGAACGACAUGAUGAAGAUUCUGAUGAAUCAAUUGAAAAUGAAUUUUCUUUUGAUUAUUCUAAAUCUUUUACUCACAGGACCAACCAGAAAGUCCUUAAAGCAUAUUUAUUAUUUUAUAUGAAAGAUUAUGAAUCACGAGGAGAUAACUUAAAAAAAAAUGAAAUAUGGUCGGAAGAGAUGGUUAGACAGAUAUGUAACACUUAUUUUGGAACAAGACGUAAUGUCUUCAAAUCUUCACCAGAAAAAUCAAAGGCUAUAAAAAUUAAUAACCGCCGUAACAAUAGAACAUUAAAGAAAUUUAAUGCUCGAAAUAGUGUUAUUGAUACAUUUGAUGUGGAAAUAUUAGGACAUCCAAUUAAAGAAAUUAAAGCACUAUUUGCACGAGAAUUAAUAUCACCUGAAAUUAGUGAAGACGAAGCCACAAUUAAAGAUAAAGCUAAUGAUGAAAUUUCAGAAGAAAUUUAUUAUGUUCCUUCCAUCCCUUGGCGUAGUAAUGAGGCUAUUAAAGUGCGUGAUAUUAUUGAUGCUAAAGUUAAGGUUGAACAACAACGUCAAGCAAAGUUACGCAAAGGUUCUGUUAGUGGAAUAACAACUCCUAAUCAACGUAUACCAGUAUCUCCAAAUAAAGAUAAAUUUCGUCAACUAGUAUCAUUCAUUCCAGCCUGCCCAACAUCAUCAAAUUUUCCGCGUUGGGCUAUUAAGAAAUCAUACAAUCUAAAUACUGGUAUUUAUAAUGCAGUAGACUCAGAUUCAGAAUAUGAAACCAUAAAUUAAGAUAUAGCGAAGUCUACUCAAAUGAAUGUUGAUUCAGUAACAGAGGACUUUGAAAGUGAUUUAACAAGAUCAUUGAAUAAUUUCAAUAAUAAAGUUACAAAUU